Messenger RNA from Hymenoscyphus albidus, 4606 nucleotides. NCBI's taxonomy places the organism in Eukaryota, Fungi, Ascomycota, Leotiomycetes, Helotiales, Helotiaceae. The record is from the annotation of a GenBank genome assembly.
AAGGCAAUCGUGCAGCUAUCAAUUCUCGACCUUGCCCAAAUGGCUCCACUUGUGCCUCCAGUUCCUUGGCCUGCAUAACAAAUGGCGGAGUGUAAGCGCCGACGGAGGUUGAUACCAUCACAAAGAUGAUCUAUUGGCUCCUGGGAUAAGAGAAAACCCACUUGCAUGGCCAGGUCGGCACAUCACUCGAUUUACACCAAUCGAAAGCACGUUAGAGAUGGUGUAGAUACCAAAUUUGGAUCCCGGGAUAUCUCGCUUUGAAGGUUCAGGUUCACACUGCAGUUCACAGACCACCAUUAAUCCUUGUCCCAGCUCGCAGGUUGAUCAAAAACAAAGAUCUUUAGGGAGGCCGGAACCCCUCCAAGUCACAACCACACGACGAGCCUCAGCAUCUGUUUCAUCGCUUGUUGAACUAUUCUGCCAUCACCUCUGGCACACGAUGGCUCGAUGAGUUUGGGCAUAGUCGUCGACUUGGCAGAGAGUGGAAUUAUUGUCAAGGACACAGCGAGGUGUGAGAAAUCGCGAAGCAAGGCGCUCAGUGCUAUUUUUAGACACGAUAAUGGCCAGUCUGAGAGAUCAAGCAGCUCGUCGUAGACUGGACUUGAGUCCUAUCACGACGUCUCUGGCUGUUCAACAACAAUACCCUACACAGACGCCGAUAUCAGCCAUCUCCUCGAGUUCGCUAAGUGCUCCAUUUGGAUAUCAUCCGGCCGCAUACACGCCUGUGAGCACCGUUAGGCAGUACAAUCCACAGCAAUGGACUCCUUCACCCAGUAUCACUCAUGACAAUACCAAUCACUUUCAAGCUCGAGCAGAUGGGGAAGGUAAAGCUUUAAAUUUUUAUACGGAAUCGUGGCCAUCGCCAAGUGGUUUUGUGAGAUGGGACUAAUUGUGAUCCUAGUGGUUCCUGCCCCUCCACCUUACUCACCUCCUCGAAGUCAGCCUACGUCACAACGCACAUCUACGAUAUUAAGUGAAGAACCUUUGUCUGCUUUAUCUCCAGCAACUCGAGCUUCACCUUCCAACAUAUACAGGAAUUCACCUGAAUCUGGCUCUUCGCAUGCUUUUCCUCCACCGCCUCCCUCUCGGAACCGAGCAGGAUCAAGCGAAAGACCACCCAGCUUGUUUGGAAUAUCUGCAUUCACUAGGCGUCCCGCUGCCCCAGAAGCACCAAGACCGUCACCGGAAAAUGUAAGUUUUAGUUUUGCCGGACACAGGCCUUCACCAGAUAUCAGUUCUUCCUCGCGGUUUACAGAUCAUCGGCCGAUUCCAACAGUUACUGAGCCGGUACAACAUGAAGAGCUAGCAUCACCGCAAGCCAAUCCACAAGCACCGCCGUCAUCACGUAGGGCAGCUUCUGCAGGAGCUGUAAGUACACCAUCAACUUCUCGAUCUCGUGGUUCAUCCUCAUCGAGAUGGGCACCUGGGAUGCCACUACCGCCACCUCCCCCAGGCCCACCUCCACCUUCACAAUCUAGAUCUCAAAGUGCUUCUACCUCAGACCGAGUAAUAUCACCACCCACUAGACGACCACCUCAUUUAGGACCAAAUAUGACAAUGUUGGGACCAGUGCCGCCAACUCCAGCAGGAUGGGUAGAUGACGAUACAUCGCUGCGGGGAAGAUCACCAAACCGAGGACUAACGAUUGAUACCUCAAGUAUUGCUUCGAGUACAGUUGCCGAGUCCAAUUCUGGCUCUAGUCCAUCUGGGCUAACCAGAACGCCGCACGUAAGAGGGGAAUCGAAAAGUAUACGUGAGAGAAGGAACGAAAGCAAAGCCAGAAGAACUGUUUCUGCUGAAGAGAAUUCUAAUAACCCAUGGGUUGAAGCUAUCACUCCAUCAGACAUUUCCGUGCCAUCAACCAUUCUCGGGCGUAGGCAAACCAUUAAGAAGUCAACCCCACGAAGCUCUAGAUUUUCUACUGGAGGCGUGACACCAGGUUCGGCGGAUACAACGUAUUUGAGUACACCCGGGACGGGAUCAAGGGGAUCUACACCUCGCCCAUUAGCCUCAGCAAGUCGAAUUGAAUCUCCCACACCUCCCUUUUCUCCCGGACAGGCAAAUACUUCUUUUAAUCAGAAGUCCCCCGCAAUACCCCCUAAGGCUUUACCAACACCUCCACUACAUUCGCGACCACAAAACUCGCCUGCGAAGCCACCAAGAAUACAGACUAGUGGGCAUUCAAUAGCUACUCCUUCGGGAUCAUCAAGGCAAGGGUCUAGACCACCAACUUCAAGACAUUCCUCCAGACCUUCUAGCAUAGAUGAUAUAUCUCAAAUGUCUCCCGCAGAGCAAUUUUCCCAUAGUUCCAUCGAACGUCACAAGGCUUUUGCCAAGAGAGAGGCUGCAGCUGCGAAUGAUACAGAACGAGUUCGGUUAUUCGCUGAGUUCUUUGUUGCCGAAUCUCGUCUAAGAAGAGAGAGAUAUGCCGGUGCGAUUGAUGCUAUGGGGUCUGAAAUCCUCGAGUUGACUCGCGACCUGUUUCGGCCGUACCAAAAUACCCCGAGAGACUCAAGUGUUGUUUCCCGAUCAAGGGAAUGGACUCCUGAAUCUUCUACAGGGCCUAUGUCACCGCCCGCAAGAUCUCAUCGUGGUUCAUUAGUGUCUGCUUUACACGAUAAUCCACAGGCUCAGAGCUCGAAUACACCCGAUUCUACAAAUUCUUCACCUGCUGGAAGACCUGACUCACAGUGGUGGAACGGGUAUAUGCCAUCCCUAUCACCGAUUCCUAGCAUGAGUGUUAGCGAGGCAUUGGAUGGAUCUGAUUCUAGAGGCCGACCUUCGUCUAGAUGGUGGGAAGUGAGCCAAGAGGGCUCAACUGGUGCCCCAUCCAUGAAUCUCGGACGAUCGAAAAGAGAGUCUAAAUACAUGGGAAUGCCACGAGAACUUAGGGAAGCUUUACAGAAUGGAGAUCCAUCACUUCUCGAUAAUGGUGAAGGAACGUCGGGUCCAAGUGGUGACAGGAAGGAUUACGCAGCAAACGAAUUCCCUGCUGAAAAGGUUGGCUGGCAUGAAUCAGACCCAAUGUCCUCUCAACCCACCAUGCAACAAGCGAGAGCCCCAUCUCGCUCCCCAGCAGCAGCAACUUUCUCCCCCGCAAUCUUAACACCAAACCCCAACCAUCUCGACGUCUCCCGCCUCGUAACACUACCCCCUCCCUAUCCCCGUCAUCACCCAGCAGUAAACAAUAACCACCCUGAUCUAACCUCCAUACGCACCACGGUCCGCACUUUAAGUGAUUUCACUGAAGUCGAAGCCACCAAAACCCGCUUCCUACAGUCCUCCGCCCAAAUUCGUGUCGACAAUGCAGCAGCCACCUCGAAAAGGCGCAACUCACUUCGUUCUAAUAUCCAACGAGAAAUAGCCUCCGGGACAAUGUCUUAUGCCGAUGCCGCAUCGCUCGAACAAACAGCCGCUCAAACUGAACAAGACCUUCAAAAGGAAGCCGCAAAAGCGGAAUUCGAACUCUUCCAAUCACAAGUCGUGAUGCCUCUCAAUGACCUACUUAUGGAUCGCGUAGUGCGUGCAACAGAACUCUUUGAAAAACUAAGAUCAAAACUCUUCGUCGACGCACAAGAACAAAGCCCUAAUUAUCCUCAAGAAGAAGGCGACGAACAACCUGAACUUCUGGAGAAACUCACACUUCUAAAGUGGAUUUUUGAAGCCCGAGAAGGGCUACAGAAAGAACUCUUUGAUUUACUUAGUGAUAGAAAUGAUCGUUAUCGAGAUAUGGUGAUCACACCCUAUCGCUUAUCCGGCAACACGGCGAAAGUCACACACGCGGAAGAAUUCUUCUCAUCCGACGCUUUGAAGCGGAAACUUGAGUUUCAAGAACAGGUUCUGAAGAGGAGUGAGGAUUUUAUGGAUGUCAUUGAGGAGAACGUGGUGAGAGGUGUCGAGGUCCAGUUAUCUGCUUUUUGGGAUAUCGCUCCGAAUCUGGCCCGUAUAUGCGACCGUAUUCCAGAGAAUGAGGCGUCGUUGAAGGAUUUUCAUAUCCAGAUCCCACCUCAGGAGUACGAGGAGAACUUGUCGUAUUACGAUUUCCCCCUGUUGUAUCUCUACAGCUUACUCGGGCAUUGCGAAAAGUCGACGUAUCAGUUCAUCGAGAGCCAGACGAAUCUACUCUGUUUGUUGCAUGAGGUCAAGAGCGGAGUAGCGGGUGCUAAUUGUCGCCUGAUGAAAGAGCAGAGAGUUGUUCAGGGGGAAGAUCAAACUAAAGUGGAAGAGGAGUUGCGAGAGGUGGAGAGAGAAGAGGAGGUACGUCUGACGGAUGAUCUGAAGGAGAAAGUCAGAUGUGUAGAGGAGCUUUGGGGUAGUGCGUUAGGGGAUCAGGUUAAAGGUGUCAAGGGCAGAAUCAAGGGGUUCUUGAUCAGAGAGGGAGGGUGGGAGGAAGAUCUUGAAUAGGAUUUUUUUGAAGGUUAUGAUGUGAUGAGGCUAUGAGUUGGUGAGUAGAUACCAGGAAAGAUUUGCGUAAGAGGAUUUCCCUCUCUUUUUUUGGAUCAGUUGGUUGAAUUGUUUCUUUUUAUAUAUAGUUUUCUUGAGGUUAUUGAUGUUCGUUAAAAGGUGUAUUUAGUUAUAGCUCACACGAGCGAUGCUGCGAAGGGGA